Molecule: messenger RNA, 1648 nt
Organism: Onychostoma macrolepis
Lineage: Eukaryota; Metazoa; Chordata; Actinopteri; Cypriniformes; Cyprinidae
Gene: perp
Product: p53 apoptosis effector related to pmp22
Exons: 3
Coding region: 151-708 (185 amino acids)
Biological process (GO): cell-cell adhesion
Cellular component (GO): cell-cell junction; membrane
Source: RefSeq, a predicted model, not a curated record
AAGCCACCAUUCAAACAGGUCUGGCCUCCCAGAUCAGGUUUCACUGCGGGGUGGAGCUCUGGAAAAGUUUUAGAUAAAGACUGGCCUGAAAACAUUCGGAGAGCUUCUUCACACUCGUUCAGGGGACACAAUACAGCGUUAUUGCGCAAAAUGUUUCGUUGUGGAAUCGACUAUCCGAGGUGCAGGUGGAUCCUGCCUCUGCUUCUGCUGUUUGCGAUUAUUUUCGACAUCAUCGCCAUCGCAGCGCAGUCUGGAUGGGUGGAGGACGAGAACGCCAGGACGCACUACGCCAGCAUGUGGAGGCAGUGCCGAGGCCGCAGCGACCAGUGGGAGUGUAAAUCACUCAUGGAGUUCCCAUGGGCCCAAGCCGUCGCUGCUCUGAUGAUCAUAGGCCUCAUCAUCCUCAUCAUCGCCUUCAUCAUCUCUUUUGUGGCUCUCUGCUGUAGCCUCAACAUCCCUCUGCUGCCUGUAGUCGGAAGCUUCCUUAUUUUGGCUGUUAUCAUCCAGAUAAUCGCUCUGAUCAUCUACCCCGUCAAGUUCAACGAGCUGAUCUAUGAAGGUUAUUACGACUACACGUGGGCAUACGGCUUCGGCUGGGGGGCCACUAUCCUGAUGCUGGGCUGCGGGAUCCUCUUCUGCUGUCUUCCUCACUACGACGAUGAGCUUUCCGGCAUGGCCAAGACCAAAUACAUCUACACCUCUGCCUGAAACCCCAAAUACUCCACCUCUCAGAAAGGACAAUGUUAAGCCACCCAAGCCUAAAAGGCCAUACAAACAUAGGACCAUACUGACUUUGAAGAGGUCUGUCCGUGCCCUUUUGUCUAACUUUUGGGACUAAUGCAAUUCACUUUUAAUAAUUUUUUUAUUAAUUAGAAUCAUUAACAAACAGACUUUGAUGUUUUUAAUGUCACUCAGCACAGAUUGAACUCCUCAAAACAUUAUUCCAAAUCUCCAUAUUAGACUGUUUACAGCGUCCUUCACAUAUUACAUGUAAAUAUAAUUAAUUCCAGUAAGUAAUCACAUUAAUACAACUCAGAAAAUAAUUAGGUGCGUGUAGUUUGCUUAAGAAUUUACACUGUAACAUGAACACUGCGAUUUAAAGUGUGACUGAGUUUUGUUAUUUGUAUAUUUCUUGAACAUCUCUACAUAUCAACAUUAAGGAAAUAUUUUUAUGAGGUAACAUGUAUUUUUACAUUAAUGUCAGCCUGUUCUUGUUUAGCACAGUAUGCUCGAUUGCACACUUCCCUAAAGUGCUCUUACCGUCAGCGAAGAGCGCUUGGCUGGCCGAAGUGAAGUGAACGUGAACUAAGAGGGGUUUUUCCUAAUCGUAAGCUUGGUUUUACAGUAAAAUUGGUGAGCAAGUGGAUAAAAAUGCAAAACGCAGCAAUCUGAUGUUUUUCUGUUUUCGACAUUUCUGUUGAUGCAUUCAAGCUGCGAUCAUUUAAUUUCAAUUAGUCCGUUUGAUGUGUACGUGGACAAAAUGUAUAAAAAGCACUUGGCUUGUAAACUUCACAAAAUUGUAGUGUUUUUUGAGUAUUUUACUAGAUUAUAUUGUUUUGUUUUUUCACUUUGCCAUUAGCGGUUCUUUUGUUAUAUGAAUAUGAAUACCAAUCUUCAAUAAAAGGGAGCCUUGCUGUUAAGACACCAA